UUCAUCAAUCGAUUUGAGUUUCGACUUUGGGAUACGUGCGUGUUUGCGUUUAUACACUGAAUUGUGAUUGACUGAAUUAAGUUUUCAAACGUCGGCGUCUCACGAAUUUGAAGAAGUUUCCAAAAGUUUUCCAAAACUGCAAACUCCAGUCGGACGACAGGAGAGGAGAUAAUAUGAUUCUUCAAAGAGACCAGUUCCUUCUCCAAUAAGAUCAUGGAGUCUUACAUCCGUGGAGGAUGGUGGCGAUGGAAGUUCCGUAACGUCCUGCCAGUUGCCCUGCUGUUGAUGUCCGUGCAAAGACAAGUGUUGAGCUGUAGUAACUCCAACUGCGUUGUGGUGCUCAAGGACUCCCAGGGUACAUUCAACUCCCCCUGCUACCCACAAGAUUACCCCAGUAGUCAGGCCUGCAAGUGGACUCUGCAGGCUCCAGCUGGAUUCAUUGUGCAAAUAACCUUCCUCGACUUUGAGCUUGAGGAGGCCCUUGGGUGCAUCUACGACCGCAUCAUUGUCAACACGGGCAACCAAGAUGUUAAGUUUUGUGGCUUAACAGCCAACGGACUGACGCUAAACUCCACCGGCAAUGUGAUGGAGGUGUCAUUUAACUCAGACUUUAGCGUCCAAAAGAAAGGAUUCAGUGUCAGUUACAGGCAAGUUGCCGUGGCGCUAAGGAACCAGAAGGUCACAGUGUCCAACGGCGCAGGCAAAGUGGUCCAAGUCUCCAACUUGGUGACCAUACCUACCCUUCAGCAGUUCACCGUGUGCUUCGAGAUAGCCCAGCCCAACCAAAAGAGCAAGGAGACUAUCUUCUCUUACACCUGGCAAGAGAACAGCAGUGGUGAAGAAGCCCUCAGCUUCGGAAAUAACCAGGAUGGAGUGGCGCUGGUCAUGAGUAACGAGACAUGUCUGCUAGACUCUAUCCUCAACGCCUCGGACUUCACUUCCACCAUGAAGCAAUUCUGUCUCACGUGGGCCUCCACCACAGGCAAAGUGACCCUCUACUACAACAGCAACUACAGGGUCAAGACCUGCUCCAACACGAUUGGGCGCUCGGUGGGGGCUGGGGGGCUCUUCAGGCUGGGGUCCCAUAGCAGCUUUGAUGGGACCAUCUAUAACUUCCGCCUGUGGGAUUACGCCAUGGACAUGAGACAGCUGGUCGCCCUUACCUGUGACGCCGUCGGCAACGUCAUCGACUGGGACAACAGCUUCUGGGACAUCCCCUCUUCACUGGCACAGACGGACAGCACACUGAGCUGCAGUACCUCUGUACCCGUCAAUACAUCACAGACCACCAGCUGUGCCUCUCCUGGACUGGGCUGCCCAGUAACGACUACUCCCCCAUUAUCCCCUACUACUAACACCCCAGCUAACAUCACCACUACCCCGGCAGUGUCUGAAGCCACUACUACCCCACCGUCCUCGACUAACAUGUCUCCUACUGUCAUGUCCACUAACAUCAUCAAGCUGGUGACCUCCUCCACCACCACCACCCCCCACACCAGGCCUCACGUCCUGCCUGGCCCCCGCAGCUCUAAAACCUCCCUGGGCUACAUCUCCACCCCACUCAUCUGGCCCGUGAGGAAGAAACCUGAGGCCUCUGUUACCCGCCUCCCAGUCAGACCCAUCCUCUAUCUAACCAAGCCUCAUCCUGUACCAGCAACAAAUAUGUCUCUCAGGCCCAAGGUGACUACAACAACAACAGCGCCCGUGGCCAGGAAAACACAUGCCGUAUCCAGGGCCGUGACCAGUCCCCAGGGGUUGUUCCCAUGGCGACCGGUGGAUGUUGGGAACAGUAGCGAUGCGGAGGACGUGGAGUCAUUCCCAGCAGCGGUGUCAGCAUCACUCAGCAACCGUAAGAAGAAUAAGCCCUUGGCUCCCCCCCACUGGAUCCCAUUGAGUCCCAGCAGAGAGAACAGCAACAGCAGCACUGUGAACUGGACUGAGCCCCUGGAGGAGUACACAUCAGGCUCUGAGCCAUUCAUUUACGACCUGGACCUAGGGGAUGACCCCUUUAGCCUUUUCCAAUAUGACUCGUCCUACUCCCUGGAUGAAGGCCUGGCUCUGGCCGCCUCCGGCCCACAGAACCUUUCCCACGCUGGGACUGGAGUCAGUACUGAGGGCCCAGGCCGUGUGACUGUGAGCGACCCUGUUACCGCCGUGGGUGGAGGGGAACAUUUACACAAUCAAUCAGAGCCCAGUUUGCCCCAGGAGGCGUUGGCAGGAGGCGCGCUGGCAGAGGCUGGGAGAGAGGCUAGGACCGGGGAGCAGGGUGUGGUGGUGGCAGCACACAGCAGCUGGGCUCAAAUCCCUCCUUUCAGCACGACUCCAGAGAGGACAGGUGUGCAAACGGAUCAGGCCCGGCCCGGCAGCGGCUUCAUAUGGAACAAAGUGAUAUUCACUUGCCAGGCCCUGCUGGUCUAUCAGACCACCACCAAUGUGACCCUGGGAGAAGUAGCCAUCUCCACCAGGAUGGUGGGAAGCAGCCCGAACAUUGGCAAUGGACUGGAGCUAGAAGCUGUCGCCGUGCAGUCUGUCGAGAACUGCCCGGAGGAAACUCCCCUCCAUUAUAUCUGGCCAGAGAGCAGACCAACGGUCACUCAGUAUGUCCCCUGUUUCCCCAACAAAGACCAGACUACAUCCAGAACAUGUGAGAUCAGCCCCCUGAAUUACACAGCGUUUUGGGUCGGCCCAGACCUCAGUAAUUGCACUGAUAUCGAUUCCAUCAAUGUUUCAGCAGAGAACGCUGCUGAAGUUGCCGACCAGCUUGCUGACAUCACCAACAACGAGCUCUCCAUAGACGAGGUGUUCAAGGUGGUGGGCAAAGUGAAGCAGCUUGUCAACGUGGCCAAGAUCAACACCACUCUGGCCACCACCGUAUUGAACAUCAUCUCCAACGUGAUGACCAGCUCUGUGUCAGCCCUGGCUGUAGCCUCAGAGAGGACAUUGAAGACGGUGGAUGAGCUGGUUCAGAAGUUAGAGUUUGAUGGGCCUUCAGUGAGCAUCACCUCUAAAAAUCUGGCUCUGGGCAUCUCAACACUGAACCAUGGCAAGUUCAACGGGACCUCCUUCAGUGCCUUCAUACAACCCAACACCACAGACCUCCAGAUUGACUUUGAGUCUAACCAGCUGAAUCCCCUGGCUCAGGUCACACUGCCAGCUACUUUGCUCAGAAACCUGACCGACGCUGAGACCACUGCCAUCUCCAGGAUUAACUUCAUGUUCUUCAGCAAGAUAGGACUAUUCCAGGAUGAACAGGACGGGUUGUCUCUUAACAGCUAUGUUGUGGCCAGCAGUGUGGGCAAUUACUCCAUCAGUAACCUGCAGGAUCCCGUGGAGAUUGAGAUAGUACACCUGAACUACCAGCCAAAGCCAAAGCCAACCUGCAUGUUCUGGGAUUUUACCAUGAAAAAUGGUUCAGGUGGCUGGAACAGUAAAGGCUGCAGGGUUAGUCCCAUGUCCAAUGGAAACAAGACUAUCUGCCUCUGUGACCAUCUCACACACUUUGGCAUCCUAAUGGAUAUCUCUGGAUCUGCUGAACAUAUUGAUGAGAAAAACACCAAGAUUCUUACCUUCAUCACCUACAUCGGAUGUGGCAUAUCGGCCAUCUUCUCUGCUGUAACGCUUCUAACUUAUAUUGCCUUUGAGAAGUUGCGUCGUGACUACCCGUCCAAGAUCCUGAUGAACCUGAGCACGUCACUGCUCUUCCUCAACAUGUUGUUCCUAUUGGAUGGCUGGCUGGCCUCCUUUGAAAUGGAGGGCCUGUGUGUGGCUGUGGCUGUCUUCCUCCACUUCUUCCUGCUCACAUCCUUCACCUGGAUGGGCCUUGAGUCCAUCCACAUGUACAUCGCCCUGGUAAAAGUUUUCAACACCUACAUCCGGAGGUACAUUCUCAAGUUCUGCAUCGUCGGCUGGGGUCUGCCUGCUGCGAUAGUUGCUACAGUGGUAGCUAUUGACAAAAACUCCUAUGGGAAAAUGGAGUAUGGAAAGGGGGAGACUGGACAAGGCUCUUCUGAAUUCUGUUGGAUCCGGAGCCAGGUGGUGUUCUAUGUGACGUGUGUGGGCUACUUCUCUGUAAUCUUCCUCCUGAACGUGGCCAUGUUCAUCGUGGUUAUGAUCCAGAUCUGCGGUCGUAACGGGAAGCGCAGCAACCGCGCGCUGCGUGAGGAGGUGCUGAGGAACCUGAGGAGCGUCAUCAGUCUCACCUUCCUCCUGGGCAUGACCUGGGGCUUCGCCUUCUUCGCCUGGGGACCCGUCAACCUGGCCUUCAUGUACCUCUUCUCCAUCUUCAACUCACUGCAAGGUUUAUUCAUCUUCAUAUUCCACUGUGCACUGAAAGAGAAUGUCCAGAAACAGUGGAGGAGAUACUUGUGCUGUGGCAGAUUCCGCCUGGCAGACAACUCAGACUGGAGCAAGACGGCCACUAACAACACCAAGAAGGUCAGCUCAGACACGGUGGGGAAGUCCCUGUCCUCCAGCUCUUUUGGCUCCAGUACAGCAAACUGGACUUCCAAGGCCAAAGCAACUCUAAACCCCUUUGCAAAGCGCAACAGUAAUGCAGGUAAAGGUUACUCCAACCAGACCAAUCCUAAAAGUGUCUCCUUGGAUGGUGAGGCCUCCUCUUCCUCCUCCUCCAUCAUCCCAGUGCACCAAGUCAUUGACAAGGUCAAAGGUUACUGCUCGGCGCGCUCUGACAACUUCUACAAGAACAUCAUCAUGUCGGACAGCUUCAGCCACAGCACCAAAUUCUAGCCCACCCAGCACUUCUCUUCCUCCUCCUGCUUUUUCUGCUAGCCCCUAACCAGUGGUGAUCUCCCCAGUCCACAGUGUCACCCCAGGGUUGUAGCUUCCAGAGCAACAGGGCUGUAUUGUUUUUACUGUACAAUAUUUGACUUAAUCAGCUGGUCCAGUCAGUGAGAUGUACUGAAAAGGGAAGUGAGGAAAUGCAUAGUUCUGUAGAAAAGGGAAUGGCUAAGCGGAGAAUGGAGUUUGGGAUUUACAUACUGUGACAUUAAUCUUUAACUGGCUAUGUGUUGUGUAAAUAUUUAUGGUAUAUCUAAUACGCCCCCUAUAAUUGAUUCUCAGUUGGUGUUGCACAUGCCUUGGGUUUUCAGUAGGGUCACCUUUCCUGUACAGAAAUAUCAACAAUCUUAACUGUUCUGUUCUCAUUCUGCAAUCUGUAGAAAUCCAGUAUGAGCAACAGGGAAGCAAAAUCCUCCAAUCUGGACCAAAUAUUCAGGCUUAGGCCUAUAUUUCAAACCCAAAGAUGACCAAACAUGAGGGAGUUUUUAAAAGCUGUAGCGUUGUCAAUGUGUGCUCAAAAGGAACAGGUUGAGGUGUAGUUCUGGUUUUAGUCAUCUAUUUGUGAAUCCUGUGUGUGUUUAUUUGCUGGAAAGAAAUGUUAUGUUCCUUUACAGUGCCUCGCAUGAGGAGGUUUUGCAUAAAGUACUUUAUCUUGGUCAGCCUACCAACAUCAUCAUCAAGACUAUGUUAUAUUUGUCAUGUAUAUAUUUUUUAAACCUUCAGAUGCUCUACUACUGAAUAACACAUGCAGAAAUGGAUGUCUGGUAUUGGUCCAUUCACUACUACUUCAUUUUGGUCACUUCGAUUUAGGACAACCUCUGUGGGUGAUCUAUGUUUAAAGUGUCAUUUAGUCUGACUCUUCUAUGGAUAGAGGUUACCAGAGCCAUGUAUUCACAAUAAAUAUAUGUCUGUAGAGGUUACUAAACCCGCAGCCUUUAAACUUACAUUUGGUAAGAUAGUUUCAUAAACAUUCCACAUUGAAUUAUUCCACAAUACAGCAACUCACAACAGACUGUAAUGAUUGAAAAGGGACGACAAACACUGGCAUUAUUUGUUCAUGCACGUUCAUGCCAACAUUUUAAAAUGGCAACAUGUUAAUCUGCUCUUCAGUGUUGCUUUAGUUCACUUAAUAUGGUAGUCGUAUUGUCCCACCAAUAGGGGAACUGAAUAUAUUGCAUUGUGUUAAAUGUUGCUGUGUGAGCUAUUGUUGUUUGUGUUUGUGAAGCGAUGGAACAAUGUUGUUUAAAAGUGUCUUUAUAUUUAUUUCUAUAGAGCUUUUUGCAUUUGUUGUUCCUCUUGAAUCCCCAAUGCCAGUUGAUCAGGACUAUGCCCCUGGAUAGAUAGAUAGAUAUACUGUUUUUGGAAAGAUGUAACUUGGUGGGUAAACAAAGCAUCGCUCUUGACCUGGGCAGGCGAAUAGGGCCAGUUAUAUUUUGGAAGCAGUCAGUGUUCUCAACUGUUCUUUUCCAGCAUCAGGAAAAUAAUUGGAGCAUCAAUGAGAAAUUCCCUCAGGGGCCAAAUUUCAAGAGGUAAUGUGGUGUUGAACAGAUUUGGGGUCUUCAUUUCAAGAACGUGUGGGAAGGGAUUACAGUGGUUUGAGACCGUAAGAUGGAGUUCUCAUCUUUACAAUGAAUUGGAAAAUGAAUGCUGGCAUCAUCUUUAUACAUAUUUGAAUAAGAUAUUCCAAAAUACACAUUUCCCAAUAUUCAAAAAAGUAGUUAUCAACCUUUAUCAAGUAAUGUUAUUUGUUAUAGGCUAUUAUUUAGAGGUGCACAUUGUUCUAUCAAUGCAGAGAGAAUCCAGACAUCAUUUUCUCUGAUUCAUUUGUACAUUUCCCUAAUAAUUAAAUCAUGUUUCCAGGACAAAGAGCUAGGAAAUUACGAUGGUUAGAUCCAAACCAAUAUUCUACUUAAGAUGUAUCACUGAUUUAAUAUGGAUGGUCUGGGUCUAUUUGACAACAUUCUCCAAACCCUGUUUAUUAGUUUUUCCACAACUUUUGUCAAUAAUAUAUUUUCUUGAAGCUGUCUCUGUAUGUCUCAACACCAUUGAUGAAUUGUGUUUCACCAAUAAAGGGAAUUAAAAGAACUGA
This is a messenger RNA of Salvelinus namaycush (lake trout), 6886 nucleotides long. RefSeq names its product adhesion G-protein coupled receptor G6-like. Gene Ontology annotation, cellular component: membrane. The transcript is spliced from 25 exons. Lineage: Eukaryota; Metazoa; Chordata; Actinopteri; Salmoniformes; Salmonidae. Gene Ontology annotation, biological process: cell surface receptor signaling pathway; adenylate cyclase-activating G protein-coupled receptor signaling pathway; myelination in peripheral nervous system. Gene Ontology annotation, molecular function: G protein-coupled receptor activity; laminin binding. The coding region runs from base 214 to 4746 and encodes 1510 amino acids. The record is from RefSeq and is a predicted model, not a curated record.